Molecule: messenger RNA, 1095 nt
Organism: Myxocyprinus asiaticus (Chinese sucker)
Lineage: Eukaryota; Metazoa; Chordata; Actinopteri; Cypriniformes; Catostomidae
Exons: 4
Coding region: 51-650 (199 amino acids)
Source: RefSeq, a predicted model, not a curated record
AAGAGAAGACCAGAGCGGCGUUGAUGUAGGGGAGGCGGCGGCUGCCCUGAAUGACUAUAAAUCACCUGGACUAUUGUGGUGCUACACAGUUUUCCUGGCAGAAGGAAGAGGAAGGGGGAGGAAUGAAACGUUGGAAAAGAAGAGGGAAGAUGGCCACCGUGAGGCCUUCGCAUCAACCCCCAGACCUGGUCCCGUUGCUGAUGAGCAUAGUGGCUGUGUUGAUCUCACACCACAUCUUCAAUGCCGCUGCCCAGAUCCCCGACCCAGAGCUCCUGCCAACAGAUCCUCCAAAAAAACCAGACCCAGUCACCUCAGAAACAGUGGUGUUUUGGGGUCUACGAUUAUGGCAGGUUGUGGGCAUUUUCUCCAUGUUCGUCUUAGCAAUUAUAAUAACACUGUGCUGCAUCUUCAAAUGCCGAAUUCCCAGGACGAAAAAAGAGAUCGAGGCUCGGCACGCACAAAGACUUGCUGCUAAAACGUAUGCCAACACACUGGAGACUGUGCCCCCCCUGAACGAGCUCACAGAUGUGCCGGGAGCUCUUGCAGAAACCUCUGCACUGCAGACAGUCUCUGAACAGGUUCAGGCUCAUGGGAGUGGACAACUUCCUGUGGUCAGGGAAGAAGAUGAACCAGCAAAUCUGGUCGCUUAGAUUGACGCACUGUAACGCUCAUCUGUACUUCCUCUGCUUUUCUGCCUGUCCAUCCUGAGCCUGCACUCCUGGGUGUCAUAAAGCAGUGCAUGUUUACAACACAGUACCAACAUCUUUUAUCAUACAGAAGUAUAGCUGAAUAGGAGAACCGACAAUUUUGUAAAUGCAUUUAAUGCAUCUGGGUCAUAUUUUAUUUUAAUAGUCUAAUAGUCUAUAGUUUAAAAUUCGAUUUAUUUUGCUAUCCUAACUACUUAUAUGAUUAGUUCUAUUUUAUUAUGUGCAUUAAGCAUUGUUUUUUCCUGCUGUCUGUAACCCUAUUAAAACAGACCUAUGAUCUAUUUUGGGACACGACCCACCAGUUGAGAACUCAUGCCUUAGAGUAGAUACUUAAAGACUUUCAAGACUAUUUAUGAUAAAGCUGGUGAAAUGUGCUGCCCACAGUGUU